Messenger RNA from Paramacrobiotus metropolitanus, 1723 nucleotides. RefSeq names its product protein odd-skipped-related 1-like. Gene Ontology annotation, cellular component: nucleus. NCBI's taxonomy places the organism in Eukaryota, Metazoa, Tardigrada, Eutardigrada, Parachela, Macrobiotidae. Gene Ontology annotation, biological process: embryo development; regulation of transcription by RNA polymerase II. Gene Ontology annotation, molecular function: DNA-binding transcription factor activity, RNA polymerase II-specific; RNA polymerase II transcription regulatory region sequence-specific DNA binding. The transcript is spliced from 4 exons. The coding region runs from base 270 to 1250 and encodes 326 amino acids. The record is from RefSeq and is a predicted model, not a curated record.
UGCAGCCGUAGCUGCCGAAAACACAAACCGUUUUGAUGCUGCCAGUUGUAAAGCAAAUUUCUCUUACUGCAUCGUAUUCCGCAACGCUUUAAACUUUGGUAGCCGCUGUGGCACUAGCUGGCGUAAUAGUGAAAACUGUUGUUCAAAGCCAUAAACUCGUGUUGAUUUGUCGAGCGUCCCACGCUGUAACGAUAAAAACCAUCUGUCGGUCAUUUAUAGCUUUUCUAAAGGACGUACGAUAUACUGCAUCCGUUACCAGUACCAGCCCAAUGUAUCCCGUUGGAAGUUAUGAAUCAGUGAUCCGUUCGGCAAACCCUUCAAUGCCGGAAGCGGCGGACCUCCGUUUUUCCCGUCCCCCUCUCCACAAAAUUGCCGAACAUCUCCAUGAACAUCGCGGCAAGGAGACCAAAACGAUAUGGCCAGCUCACCAAACCGCUGCGUUGUCCUUUGCACUUCACCAGCAGCUGUACUCCCCAUUUAUGUUUGCGUCACUGACCAACCCCACCGCUUCGGCUUUCUUCCGGCCCUUUGCCUAUCUACCGGUACCGCCAACCGGUAUGUCGCCCGUGCGCCGCUCGACUCCUGCGCGCAAGGAAGUGCUGCAAUCGCCGCCGCCGAAAAACCAAGAGCAAAAGAAGCACAAAUUCGACUUCUCACGCUUGGCGGAAGAGAUUCUCAAGGAGCAAGAAAUUGAUAAAAUGGAGAAGAGUAAAGGAAUGGCGGAGAAAAGAAAUGGGCAAGGAUUCUACGGUGGUCACGUUAAGAGCUUCCGAAAUCGAGCGGCGCGUAGUGCACGACCGAAAAAGCAGUAUAUUUGCCGAUAUUGCGGACGACAUUUCACCAAGUCGUACAACUUGAUGAUCCAUGAGCGAACACAUACAGAUGAGCGCCCGUUUCAGUGUGAAAUUUGCAAGAAAUGCUUUCGCCGACAAGAUCACUUACGGGAUCAUAAAUUCAUCCACUCCAAAGAAAAACCCUUCAAAUGUGAAGAUUGCGGAAAGGGAUUCUGCCAGUCCCGCACAUUGGCUGUGCAUCGUAAUAUCCAUAUCAGCGACGGAUCGGGAGUGGCCAUGGUACAGCAGCCACCAUCUGCUGUGCAUGCGCAGCAGCCGCCCGCUCAGCCGUCGACAGCGGCCACUUCACAUCGACACCUUACUACCGGCCAUUUACAGCCGUCACCGGCGCCUGCACCACUCUGCCCGGCUCACACGGCACCGAUAACCAGAAAAUUAUUAUUAUCACCCUACUGAACCAUUUUAAACGGGGAAAAUGUGAUGAUGCUGUCCUGGAUUGUAUCAGUUGCUAUUUCACGCUACGUCAAACAACUACCACCGGCGUUAGCCGGUAAACAGACGUUGGACAGUUGACGAAAUUUACUCUAACCGGAUGCCGGUUGGUUAGAAGUUAUGUGUGUGCGCACCCGGCUUGUGGGAGUACUUGUUAUUACGUGGCUAUAAUCUCACGGCAAAUUGUAUAAUCUCUAUUCUCCGUUUCUACACACUCAGCUCAUAUUUCUCUCUUGAAUGUACACAAGUUAUUUGACUUUUUCCUCGUCCAUGUGUUUCGCUGACGCUUAGUAUAUUAUUAUAAAUGCAAAAGUUUUUCCCAUACUUUGAACAUUCCUUCUGUAAAUCGCUUGUAUACCGCUACAGUGUGUAGUGUAUUUAGGCUGUUGUUCAAAGUCAAAUAAUUUACCGGCCAUAUGCUUGAUGGUAUUAAAUCA